Messenger RNA from Fulvia fulva, 1116 nucleotides. RefSeq names its product UDP-glucose 4-epimerase uge1. Gene Ontology annotation, molecular function: UDP-glucose 4-epimerase activity. The record is from RefSeq and is a predicted model, not a curated record. Gene Ontology annotation, cellular component: cytosol. Gene Ontology annotation, biological process: beta-D-galactose catabolic process via UDP-galactose, Leloir pathway. The transcript has 2 exons. Bases 1 to 1116 code for a protein of 371 amino acids. NCBI's taxonomy places the organism in Eukaryota, Fungi, Ascomycota, Dothideomycetes, Mycosphaerellales, Mycosphaerellaceae.
AUGGUUGUAGGAUCUGUCCUCGUCACAGGCGGCACGGGCUACAUUGGCUCCUUCACCGCACUCGCCCUCCUCGAAGCAGACUACAAGGUCGUAAUCGUCGACAACCUCUACAACUCCUCCGACGAAGUCCUCAACCGCAUCGAGCUCAUCUCCGGCAAGCGCCCCGAAUACUACCAAUGCGACAUUACCGACGAGAAGAAGCUUGACGAAGUCUUCGCGAAGCACCCAGAUAUCGACAAUGUCGUCCACUUCGCAGCUCUCAAGGCGGUGGGUGAAUCUGCCGAGAUUCCACUUGACUACUACAAUGUCAACGUCUACGGAACGCUCUGCUUGCUGAGGAGCAUGCAAAAGCACAAUGUCACAAACAUCGUCUUCUCCAGCUCUGCAACAGUCUACGGCGACGCGACCCGCUUCGAGAACAUGAUCCCAAUCCCAGAAGAGUGCCCUCUCGGCCCAACCAACCCAUACGGCAACACCAAAUUCACCGUCGAGACAAUGAUCACAGACUACAUCAACGCGGAAAGAGUCAAGGCACAAAAGGCAGGCAAGAAGGGCGAAGAAUUCAACGCAGCUCUCCUCCGAUACUUCAACCCAGCCGGCAGCCAUCCCAGCGGCGUCAUGGGUGAAGACCCACAAGGCGUACCCUACAACCUCCUCCCACUCCUCGCCCAGGUCGCGGUCGGCAAGCGCGAGAAACUCCUCGUCUUCGGCGACGACUACGCCUCCAAAGACGGCACCGCGAUCCGCGACUACAUCCACAUCCUCGACCUCGCCGAGGGCCACUUGAUUGCUCUCAACCAUCUGCGGGCCCAGCACCCUGGUGUGCGCGCCUGGAACUUGGGAACGGGUAAGGGCAGCACGGUGUACGACAUGAUCAAGGCUUUCAGCCAUGCUGUGGGACGCGAUCUGCCGUAUGAGGUCGCCCCGAGACGAGCGGGCGAUGUGUUGGACUUGACGGCGAAUGCUACGAGAGCGAAUAAGGAACUGGGAUGGAAGACGAAGAGGACGCUGGAGGAUGCGUGUGAGGACCUGUGGAGGUGGACGGAGAACAACCCGCAGGGGUACAGGCAGCAGCCGCCGCAGAAGUUCUUGGAUGCGUUGAAGAAGAACAAUUAG